GACGGACUGCAUAUAGAGUAGUUUAACUCAAUCGUUCAAAGCCUGAGACAACGACAGCAACAUAUAGAACUAGGGCAAACUCCCUCGAAAAAUGUUCAUCGAAGUCAUGGGAGGAGCUUUGGCUUUGGUGGUGGGCGUGUACCUCUGGUUUCAAUGGCGAAUGCGAUAUUGGGCGGACAGAGGGGUGCCCUACGCUUCUGACGUGACUUUCCCCGUGGGCAACGACUUUGUGGCUCACAAAAAAGUUUUGCUAAGGCAAACCAAUGUGGCGUAUGUGGUUCAAGAGCAGUACGACCGUUUCAAAACCCAGCCUUUCUACGGCGCCUUUGGCCCUUUUGGAUCUCCCUCCAUCGUGAUCAUCGAUCCCACUCUAAUCAGGGGCAUUCUUGCCAAAGACUUUGAUCACUUUGUGGACCGUUUUGGUGACCUGAAUCCAUUCACCAAUAACAAUGCGGAAACCUUCACCGACUCGAUUUGGCAAAAGCAAUUACUGUUUCUCAAGGGUGAAUUGUGGAAGGAUGUUCGAUCCACGUUCUCGCCCAUUUUCACAUCCGGAAAGAUGAAGUUGAUGAUGCACUUCAUGAAAGCCAUCAGUUUGAAAUUGACAAACGAGAUGGGAAAAUCCGCCCAAGGGAAAGUGCCCAUCGACUUGAAGGCCAUCUUUGGGAAGUUCAGCAUGGACACGAUCGCCACGUGCGCCUAUGGAGUGGAUUCGGGGUCGUUCUUGGCCAAAGACGAGUCGGAGUUUGUGAGGAAUGCUAAGUCGGUCUUUACCAGGACCGCCAAGGAUCAAUUGAAACUUUUCUGCAGCCUUAUCCCGGGCUUGAAUUUCAUUUGCAAGACCAUGAAGGUGAGUUUCUUCAAACCCGACGAGGCCAUGUUCUUUUAUGGCGCCAUCUCGGCCACCAUCAAACACCGAAUGGAGACCCAAACCCGCAAGAACGACCUCAUUGACUUGAUGAUUGAUGCCAUACACGCCAAUAACAAACCUGUCGAGGAUGAGCUCAAACCUGAGGACUCUAAUCAGUAUGAUCAAGACUCACGGCUGAAUCAUAAGGUCAAGACGGGGGCUAUUGAUGAGCUGAUGGUUGUAGCCACGGCUCUCAUCAUUCUGGUGGCGGGAUACGACACCACGGCCAUGACUAUGACCUAUUGCGCUUACCAACUGGCCAUGAACCCGGAGGUGCAAGAUGAGCUCCUGGCCGAGAUUGACGAGGCCAUGAACAACUUGGAACACGGCCAAGACUUUCCCGACUACUCCACCAUAAUGGGCAUGCCCUACUUGGAUGCGGUCCUGCAAGAAACGCUCCGUAUCCACACGCCCAUUCCAAUUUUGCGACGCGUCUGUACCAAAGAAUACAAGAUACCCGGACACAAUGUGGUGAUCCCCAAGGGGUCGAAUGUGACCAUCCCGGUGCAUGCUAUCCAUUACGACGAUCGCUACUAUAGCAACCCUAAGGAGUUCAACCCCAAAAAUUUCGACGUCAAUGUGGCCAGACAAAGGCCGCCUUACACGUUCCUUUCGUUUGGUCAAGGCCCUCGGAACUGUAUUGGCAUGCGGUUUGCCAUGCUGGAGGCUAAAGUGGGGCUCAUUGCAGUUUUGAGUAGAUAUCGCUUUCAAACUUGUGCUCAGACUCCCAAAGAUAUUUGGCGAGCCUCCAACACGUUCUUGGGGAACCCGAACCAAACAUUGUGGGUCCAGAUGGAGGCCCGUUGACAAUUAGACCAAUUCAUAGCUAUGCUGAUCUUACGGAUCAAAUGAAGUUCGUAUACAAUAAAGGGAUUGGGAGAAACCGACCGAAACAAUGGUGAAAAGAGACCAAUGAAAGAAUCACUCAUUGUUGGCACGCAUUCUGUAUUCGCUUAUUCUUUAAUACUUCAAUUGCGCAAUAUAUAAGGAGCAGUCU
Molecule: messenger RNA, 1907 nt
Organism: Tigriopus californicus
Lineage: Eukaryota; Metazoa; Arthropoda; Copepoda; Harpacticoida; Harpacticidae
Product: probable cytochrome P450 6a14
Exons: 1
Coding region: 92-1717 (541 amino acids)
Molecular function (GO): monooxygenase activity; iron ion binding; heme binding
Source: RefSeq, a predicted model, not a curated record